Molecule: messenger RNA, 4225 nt
Organism: Rhineura floridana
Lineage: Eukaryota; Metazoa; Chordata; Lepidosauria; Squamata; Rhineuridae
Gene: NRCAM
Product: neuronal cell adhesion molecule
Exons: 29
Coding region: 332-4195 (1287 amino acids)
Biological process (GO): cell-cell adhesion; brain development
Molecular function (GO): cell-cell adhesion mediator activity
Source: RefSeq, a predicted model, not a curated record
UGUCGGACACCAGUGUCAGACCCUUGCCAGUUGUGCCCUGUUGAACCCUAGAUUGUCUUAUUGGAACAUCAAACCUUUGCUUUGCUAACUGACUUUGCCUUUUGGAAGAUGAACUGACCCCGCUGCACAGAGAAAAAACAGAUGUGGAAUAAAUGACCUUACUCCUCCUUCAGACCCAAUCAGGGUACACACAAAAAUUACUUGAAAAGUGUCUGGGAAGAACUUACAACUGGACUUCUUUCAGAUUGCCCAACUUCAAGCAAAUAUUUCCAGAAAUCUCUUGAUAAUAAGAAGGGAAAGUUAAACUUGUUUUAAUUCCGUUGGGAGUUUAAUGCAUCUUAGAAUGAGGAUGGAGAGGAGCAGUAGCAUCUCUGAAAGCAGAAUUACCUUGGUUCUCUUUUUUUCCCAAAUUAUUACAGCACUGGACGUACCUCUUGAUCAUUUUGCACAAAAAGUACCACAACCUCCAACAAUAACACAACAGUCUCCAAAAGACUAUAUCAUUGACCCAAGGGAGAAUAUUGUAAUACAGUGUGAAGCAAAGGGAAAGCCACCUCCUAGCUUCUCUUGGACACGCAAUGGAACUCAUUUUGACAUCGAUAAAGAUGUACGGGUAAGAAUGAAGCCACACUCAGGAAACCUUAUAAUAAAUAUUAUUAAUGAAGAAAAUGGAGGAAAGGCAGAAACAUAUGAAGGAGUUUAUCAGUGCACAGCAAGAAAUGCACUUGGAGCAGCAAUUUCCAAUAAUAUUAUUAUACGGUCAUCCAGAUCCCCAUUAUGGACCAAAGAAAAACUAGUUCCAAAAACAGUAACCGAAGGUCAAUAUGCAAUACUUCCCUGCAGACCACCAGUGGGAUUGCCACCACCUAUAAUAUUUUGGAUGGAUAAUUCUUUUCAAAAGCUGCCUCAAAAUAGUAGAGUUUCCCAGAGUCUAAAUGGAGACCUUUAUUUUUCUAAUGUAAAACCAGAAGAUAGCCGUGAGGAUUAUAUAUGUUAUGCAAGAUUUAACCACACUCAAACUAUACAACAGAAGCAACCCAUUUCUUUAAAAGUUGAACCAGUGGAUUCAUUGAAUGAAACUAUAACUGCUAAUAUGAGUGACUCUGAUUUUUAUGGUGCCAGGUUAUCUCCAGAAAGACGCCCAACUCUUCUACUACCUACUGGAAGCACAAGUAACAAAACAGAGCUAAGAGGAAACACCCUUUUGUUGGAGUGCAUAGCAGAAGGAUUACCAACACCACUUAUUCGCUGGAUUAAAGAAGGUGGUGAGCUUCCUGCCAACAGAACGUUCUUUGAAAAUUUUCAUAAAACCCUCAAAAUCAUAGGCAUUUCUGAAGCUGAUUCUGGAAAAUAUAAAUGUAUUGCAUCAAAUCUUUUGGGUUCCGCUCACCAUGUUAUAACAGUCACUGUUGAAGCUGCACCUUACUGGAUAAGAGAACCUACAAACCUUGUAUUAUCCCCUGGAGAAAGUGGUUCUUUGAUCUGCAGAGCAAAUGGCAAACCCAAACCUAGCAUAAGCUGGUUAGCAAAUGGAGUUGCAAUUGCAAUUGCUCCAGAAGAACCUAGUAGAAAGGUUGAAGAUGAUACCAUUAUUUUCACUGAUGUACAAGAAAGGUCAAGUGCUGUUUAUCAGUGUAAUGCCUCUAAUGAAUAUGGAUAUUUACUGGCAAAUGCAUUUGUGAAUGUUCUAGCUGAGCCACCAAGAAUACUCACUCCUCAUAAUGAACUCUAUCAAGUCAUUGCAAACAAACCAGCACUUCUAGACUGUGCUUUUUUUGGUUCACCUGUGCCUGAAAUUGAAUGGUUUAAAGGAGUGAAAGGUAGUGUUCUCCAAGGAAAUCAGUAUGUUUUCCAUAAUAAUGGAACCUUGGAAAUUCCUGUAGCCCAGAAGAAUAGCACUGGCACAUACAUCUGUGUAGCAAGAAAUAAACUCGGCAAAGUACAAAAUGAAGUUCAAUUAGAAAUCAAGGAGCCAACAAUGAUUAUUAAGCAGCCUGAAUACAAAAGCAUACAAAGGAAUGGGCAAGUUUCCUUUGAAUGUGCGAUUAAACAUGAUGCUACCUUAGUACCUAUAGUUACAUGGUUGAAAGACAGUGCUGAAUUGCCAAAUGAUGCAAGGUUUAUUGUUGGUAAAUACAACUUGACCAUUAUGAAUGUCACCGAUAAAGAUGGUGGAACAUACAUUUGCAUAGCUAAUACUACCCUGGAUAGUGUUUCUGCAAGUGCUGCGCUUACUGUUGUUGAUUGUCCUGAUCCACCUUUUGAUUUGGAAUUAACAGAUCAUCUAGAAAGAAGUAUUCAGCUCACUUGGAUACCGGGCAAAGACAGUAAUAGCCCUAUUACAAAGUUUAUCAUUGAAUACGAAGAUGCCAUGCGCGAACCAGGGAUAUGGAACUACCAGACAGAAGUCUCUGGGAUCCUGACAACCGUACAGUUAAAACUGUCACCAUAUGUCAAUUAUUCAUUUCGUGUAAUAGCUGUGAAUGACAUUGGAAGUAGCCAACCUAGCGAAGCCUCUGAAAAAUACUUUACAAAAGCUGCAAAGCCAGAUGACAAUCCUAGUGGUGUUCAAGGGAUUGGAUCAGAACCUGAUAAUUUGGUGAUCAUGUGGGAGCCGUUAAAGCAUUUUCAGUCCAAUGGUCCAGGGCUCCGGUACAAAGUCAGUUGGCGGCAGAAGGAUGGUGAUGAUGACUGGACAUCUGUUACAGUUGCAAAUGUAUCGAAGUAUAUUGUGUCUGGUACACCAACCUUUGCUCCAUAUGAGAUAAAAGUACAAGCAAUAAAUGACUUGGGACCUGCUCCAGAACCAGCAACAAUAAUUGGCCAUUCUGGAGAAGAUCUACCAAUGGUUGCUCCAGGCAAUUUACAGGUACAAGUUGUAAACAGCACAUUAGCAAAAGUGCAGUGGGAUCCAGUUCCGCUAAAAUAUGUACGAGGUCAUCUCCAGGGAUACAAAAUAUAUUAUUCAAAAAUGGAAAGUUCUGGAAGAGUUAAACAGAAUGCUGAAAGAAAGGUGUUGGCUUUCUCUGGAAAUAAGACACGUCGAAUGUUGCCAGGACUGGAGCCAUAUAGCACCUACAAACUGAAUGUUAGAGUGGUUAAUGGGAAAGGAGAAGGACCAGCAACCCCUGAUGAAACCUUUAAAACUCCAGAAGGAGUUCCCAGUGCACCCUCCUUUUUGAAGAUUACUAAUCCAAAUCUGGAAUCCCUCACAUUGGAAUGGGGUCCACCUUCUCAUCCAAAUGGUGUUCUGGUAGGAUAUAUACUGAAGUUUCAGCCAAUUAAUAAUACACAUGAAUUAGGCCGCUUGGAAGAGAUCAGUAUACCAGCCAAUGAGACCAGCUUGAUAUUAAGCAAUUUAAAUUACAGCACACGAUACAAGUUUUACUUCUAUGCACAAACAUCAGUUGGAUCUGGAAUUCAAAUAACAGAGGAGGCAGUAACAAUUAUGGAUGAAGGUAAGAUGGUGCCACCAGUGUAUCCAAGGAUCAAAAAUGUUACGGCAGCUGCUGCUGAGAUCUAUGCCAAUAUCAGUUGGAAGUAUGAGGGUCCAGCUCAUGAGAACAUUUAUGUUGAAUAUGGUGUGGCAGGCAGCAAAGAAGAAUUGAAAAAAGAAAAUGUUAAUGGUUCCUGGAGCUUCUUUGUGUUAAAAGGAUUAACACCAGGAACAUCAUAUAAAGUCCGGGUUGGUGCUGAGGGUCUUUCUGGUUUUAGGAGUUCAGAGGCUGUGUUUGAGACAGGUCCAGCAAAGGCAAGCCGACAGGUUGACAUUGCUACUCAAGGAUGGUUCAUUGGUCUUAUGUGUGCAGUUGCUCUUCUCAUCUUGAUUUUGCUGAUAGUUUGUUUCAUAAGGAGAAAUAAAGGUGGAAAAUAUCCAGUGAAAGAAAAAGAGGAUGCUCAUGGUGAUCCAGAAAUACAGCCUAUGAAGGAAGAUGAUGGAACACUUGGUGAAUACAGUGAUGCUGAUGACCACAAGCCUCUAAAAAAAGGAAGCAGGACACCUUCAGACAGGACUGUGAAAAAGGAGGACAGCGAUGAUAGUUUAGUUGACUAUGGAGAAGGAGUUAAUGGUCAGUUCAACGAGGAUGGCUCCUUUAUUGGACAAUACAGUGGUAAAAAAGAGAAAGAACCCGCAGAAGGGAAUGAAAGUUCUGAGGCUCCUUCCCCAGUUAACGCAAUGAAUUCAUUUGUCUAAUUAAAUAAACUCUGUCCCAUUCUCAAACAA